AGGCCAAAGGGUUUUUCAAGAAGUGAACGGGCUCUGUAUAGAUGAAAAGUCGUUUUGAAGAUCGACAUCAGCUCUCAUUUUUUUUUGUUCGGUAAUGACGAAGUUUCUCAAUAUGGCCAUACAAUAAAGAAAAAAAAUCGCCUGCGUGAAUUAAACGUGGCUGGAUCAAAAAACUGACAUUUGAUUAGCUGUAAAUUUCCUCUGAAAAAACCACAUGGCAGAUAAUGAUACUCUAAAUGCAUUCUCUUGGGUGGCUCUAGCUACGUUUUUAGUUGUCAUUGUGUUUGUGGUUUUUCCAGUUCGCAUAAAAUUAGGAGCAUGCGGCAAGCCAAACUGGCGAAUUACACUUGACAUUGCGACAGCCCCAAUUCUCGGCAUAAUCUUUCUAUUAGCCACGACUACUAUCAAACCAUAUGUGGUACUCCGAGGGUUCUUAGGAUCAGCAGGAAUUCAACCUUGGGGAGUCAUGAUUCUGUUUUAUUCACUGGCCUACAUUUGCAUCUCACUGGAUCUGACUGGAUUAUUUCAAUUUUGUGCAUUUUGGAUAUCGAGAAGAGCAGGAUCCAAUGGCCACACUGUGUUCACAGCCUUCUUCAUAUUGACUACAGUCAUGAGUGCUUUGACAAGUAACGAUGUGGUCAUUCUCACCGGAACAGUCUUCUUAUCUUACUUUACAAGAGUGUCGGACAUUCAUCCUACAGCGUUUUUGAUGAGCGAGUUUACAACCGCUAACAUAGCAUCUAUGGCGCUUUAUAUUGGAAACCCAACCAACGUGGUGGUCUCGCAAGCAUACAACAUUGGAUUCUUAGAGUACUCAGCGUGGAUGCUCCUCCCAACCGUUAUCUGUACUAUACUGGCUUACAUUACAAUGCGGAUCUUAUUUCGAAACCCUAAAUAUAUACCAAAAACUAUAUUGAGCCCAGACGCCGACCCCAAAAGCGUACUGGUCGAUCCAUUCGGAGCAGUAUUUGGAGUAGUCUUAUUAGGAUGCUGUCUGGGCACGUUGAUAGGAACUUCAUUCGCAGGUGUCGAAGUUUGGCAGAUUACGCUACCGUUUUCGGUUGUCAUGUUUGUCCGCGACGUGGUGCACGACGUAGGCGGAGGAAAAAUCAUUUUACAGUGGGCCAAAUCUGGGCGACAGCGUGCUCCCCCGUCCACGAAUGAAACGGUUGACCAUAUCUCGUCAUCCCGAUCCAUUGGCUCUCAGACCACCGACGGUAUUCCGCUUGAGCAAGUUGCCACCCAAUCUCCAUUACCACCGGCUCUGUCCACGAGCGUCUCCAUCGCUUCAUCCAGAUCUAUUGUAAGAACGAAUGCUCCCAGUAUUCGCUCAGAAAACUCUAGCAAGGCAGAAAAAUCACAUCGCUUCCGAGAUCGAUUUCCUACCCUGUAUGAUAUCGGCACUCGAAUGCCGUGGAAAAUUCUUCCUUUCGCACUAGGCAUGUUUAUUUUAGUCGAGGCUCUUUCUGAUUUAGGCUGGACAGCGAUCUUUGCCAUCGCUCUCGCACGCAUCACGCCAAAUUAUUAUGCUGCCGUUUUUUCCGUAACCUUUAUCACGCUAAUGGCAUGUCAACUCCUGAACAAUUUACCUAUGACGAUUCUAUUUACUCGGAUUAUGCAACACCCUAAUUUUUAUCAAGCCGCAAAUGUUACGCCUCAAGUGUUGAAAGGCUGUAUCUUUUCCUUGGUAGUCGGCAGUAAUUUGGGCGCCUGCUUUACAUUAGUGGGCAGCUUGGCUGGUAUAAUGUUCGAUCAUAUCCUCAAAACCAAAGGCAUUUACGUUCUCCAAUAUUUCCAGUUUCUGAAAUGGAAUCUGGUUAUUAUGCCGGUAUUAGCUACUGGAGCUUGCUGUGUUUUGAUAGGAGAACUUUGGUAUGCUUUUCGAUAAAAGUGGCUGAAAUUUUCGUGGCAUUCAAUGUCCGCUUGUCGAGAACCCUGACAAUGUGUCUGCACGGAUUUUCCCGAAUGAUAGCAAAGCGAAAGUAAUUUUAAAUAAUUUUAUCUAAAAUAUUCUCAAUAGACGAAAUAAAGUCGCAUAAUACUCUAAAUGCCAAGUGA
Molecule: messenger RNA, 2058 nt
Organism: Umbelopsis ramanniana AG
Lineage: Eukaryota; Fungi; Mucoromycota; Umbelopsidomycetes; Umbelopsidales; Umbelopsidaceae
Exons: 5
Coding region: 215-1888 (557 amino acids)
Biological process (GO): transmembrane transport; arsenite transport
Cellular component (GO): membrane
Molecular function (GO): arsenite transmembrane transporter activity
Source: RefSeq, a predicted model, not a curated record